UCUCGUUCCGACGUGCGCGUGAACGCAGAAAAAAAUCGUUUCUUUCUUGGUCUUGGGUUGGUGCUCAGAGGGGAGAGAGCGCUUAUGGAAUUUGUGGUCACAUAGUAUUUCCUCGGGUAACUCGAUGCGCUGGAAGGGGGAAGGCAGAAGAUCCCUCCUUGCCGACAACGCAUUGAGACUUCCAGAAAUCUCUCCUUCUGAAGACGUUAGAAAGAGGAAAAUGGCCUCUAAAGUUACAAUCGAUGGAGUAAGUUUUGUAUAGACAGAAUAUAUGGAACCGUUACGUGUAGCCGCCUAGUAAGCAGAGGUUGCACUGUCUACAUUAACAUAGAAAAUGAAAUGUAUGUCAUUUCAGCUGCAGAAACGGAGAAAGGAGGCAUUGGACGACUGCCACAAUAUUUCUUAUCAUCGGGGAGUUAUUUUUUUGUCGCCAGAAUGGAAUGGUUUUUCUUUGACACUGCAAAAAUGAAACAGACACUGCAUCUCUGUGUGUUAUGGCUGUUGCUGGUAUGGAGCACAGGGGCCUCUGACAGGAGACCCCUCAAAAGGACAAUCUUACGACGAACAUCCCUCCAGGGGGGGAUUUUUAACAGAACACAAAAUGUGCUGAACUCUGACAGUAUUGCUCCUUCCGCUGGUGGUAUAAAUGUAUCCACUAUGAUGAGCCAUCGUGACAGAAUGCAGAGAGAUGAGAAAGCUGAGCCUCCAAGGAGAAGGAUGAUGCCAAGCAGAAGAAUACCCCAACAACCAAAGAAACCCAUAAACCAGGUUGGCAGUGGCACAUCUCAAGACAACAGUAAACAAGUGACAGGGGAGGCGGUUCAGCCUCAGUCCACACCAGCCCGCACCGUCCCCGGCAGCGCAGGCUCCCUCAACGUCCUGGCCAGCUUCGCAGGGAAGAACCGGGUCCUGGUCAUCUCCGCCCCACAUGACUCAGACGGUUACUAUCGCCUGAUGAUGACCCUCCUCAAGUCGGACGUCUACUGCCAGAUGGCGGAGCGGCACAUGCAGAUGAUAGUGAUGUUCCACCAGGAGGGAGAGCGAGGCGGGAAGGUGCGGCGGGUCAACGCCAAGGGACAGGUGACGGAGGAGCCCCUGGACACGGUCCUCAUCCCCAGGCUGAUGAACUUCCUGAAGCUGGAGGAGGGGAAGUUUGGCAUGGUUCUCCUGAGGAAGACUCUCCAGGUGGAGGAGAGGUACCCGUACCCGGUCAGGCUGGAGGCUAUGUACGAGGUGAUGGACCAGACCCACAUGCGCAAGCUGGAGAAGGCCAGGCAGAGGGGCUUCGUGCAGAGGUGCAAGGCGGCCGGUGUUGAGGGCCAGGUGGUUGAGUCUCAGGGCCAGGGGGUAUUGACCACGGGGUCAGAGGUCACAGUGAACUCUACAGUGGAGAGGGUGCCAGUGAGGAAAGGGGUGCAGAGACCAGCUCAAGGACCAAAGGCUGUGACAGUUACCACAACCCGACCAACCACAAAACCAACUAUGACCACAAAGGCAACCACAAUUACAACAAAGCCAACCACAACCACCACAACAAAACCAACAAGAACAAAAAAAAAAAAAACUACAACCACAACAAAACCACCACCAACAACAAAAGCAACCACAACCAUAACUACAGCAAAGCCAACCACAACCACCACCAGAAAAACAACCACGACCACAACAAAACCAACAACUACUACAACGACCACAAAAGUAACCACUACAACAAAAUCAACCACGACCACCACCACUAUAAAACCAACCACCACAACAAAACCAACAACCACAACAAAAACAACCACGACCACCACCACUAUAAAACCAACCACCACAACAAAACCAAAAACUACAACUACACGACGAACCACAACCCCCACAAAACCCACAGUUCCGAAGCCCUUGGACCCCCAGACAACACUGCACUGGGACCUAGAGGUCCCCACCACAGACGAAUCCUUCUACAUCCUCUCAGAAACCCACAAAAAUGGCAUAGAUGACGUUACAGAGUCCCACAGAGACCAAUAUGAAGAAGACACAACCGAGGAUACCAAACAUGGCCAACAAGUUGUUACCUCUCCAACUCAGCUCACUAACGACAAACCAACUGAACGAGGGGAAGAGCUGAGCAGUGAACUUAAGGUUGACUCUGAUGCACAGGUGGAAACAGCUUCCCCCAAGAAGAGUAAGGUCAAGCGGCCUGUCAAUGCAGAGAGGAAGAAAAAGGCUGAUAAAUCAGGCAAAAAGAGUAAAGCAGACAAGAAAAGGUUGAAGGCUACUAAAGACAGUGAUGGAGGCUUCUAUCGUGGCAGGAGACCAGGGAAGAAGGCCGCUAUUAACCAGGAGAAAGAAGCAGACAACAAGAGGCCCCCCACAAAACAGCCAAACCUCUUAGUAUCCUUUUUUGGUCAUUUUGAGAAGAGACGACGUCUACUUGUGAUCAGUACUCCAGACGAGGAGAAUCCUAUGUACACGCAGCAGAGAGAUGAGUAUCUGGAGCAUGUGUGUGAAUUGGGUGUCAGAAAAAUCUCUCUUAUCACCAUCUUUGGCUCUCUGACCAAUGGCACCAUGAAGAUGGACCAUUACCAGGCUGAGAAGGAUCAGCCUCUGAAAGGCAUGAAAGAAGAGGACUUCACAAACCAGCCCCUCAUCAGAGCCUUGAGGAAUGAGUUGGGACUGAUAUUUGACGACUACUAUAUGGUGCUGACUGACUUUGAUAUGAAAGUGAAGCAAGAAUAUGAGGUGCCCAUCGCCAUGACAGCUGUUUUUGGCUACAUAGACACAUUCUCUUCUCGCAUCAAGGAGAUGGAACAGCAGAAGAGACAAGGAGUGGCGUGUAAGAAGGAAGACAAAUCCAAAUCUCUGGAGAACUUCCUCUCACGGUUCCGCUGGAGACGCAGGCUGUUUGUGAUCUCCUCCUCUGACGACGAGGAAUGGGCCUAUCAGCAGCAGCUCUACGCCCUGACUAGCCAGGCCUGCAAUCUGGGCCUGCGCCACUUGUCUGUGCUGAAGCUGAUUGGGAAGGACAUGGAGGAUAUGGGCGGGACCCUUGAGCUAUACCCAAUCAACGGGACUGCCACUGUGGAACGUGAGGACGUUUCUCCCUCUCUGGUGCAGGACAUCAGGAACUACUUCCAGAUCAGCCCAGAGUACUUCUCUAUGCUGCUGGUGGGGAAAGACGGCAACGUCAAGUCCUGGUACCCGUCUCCCAUGUGGUCCAUGUCCAUCAUAUAUGACCUGGUUGACUCCAUGCAGCUCCGCAGACAGGAGAUGGCUAUCCAGCAGUCCCUUGGCAUGCGCUGUCCUGAGGAUGAGUAUGGGGGCUACGGUCAUGACAGAGACCCGGAUGGUUACCACCGUGGAUAUGGUUACUAAAGGAUUGAGAAUAGGAUGUUCCCCUUAGGAUGUGUUCGAUUUUCUAUUGAGGCCUGGUUGUGGCCUUCUCCCAUGAACUAUAUGAAGCCAUUGUAUGAAUGGCAUUUCAUGAAAGCUUUUUUUUAGCAUUUUGAUAACUGUGACGUUGUUUUAUAAGAAUGGACUUUUCUAUAAUAGAUUAUGAAAAUGUAGCAUACUUUUUCUUCCAUAUAUUUUUGAAUGUGAUUUGUUUCACAGGGAGAAUGGAGAUUUCAGAUUAAAAACAUUUGGCAAUUGCCUUUUA
Messenger RNA from Oncorhynchus mykiss (rainbow trout), 3640 nucleotides. NCBI's taxonomy places the organism in Eukaryota, Metazoa, Chordata, Actinopteri, Salmoniformes, Salmonidae. The record is from RefSeq and is a predicted model, not a curated record.